UUACGUAAACGUAUUACCUCCCGAGUAAAGACAGCGCAAGGUCGUCGGAGUAGCCGCCGCAAACAUGAUGUCUCUUGCUGCACGGUCAGGGGCAUUUUCCCCUUACAUGCAGGCUACAGCUGUCGCUGUCGCUGGUCCCCUGAAAGCUCUGGUCCCGGGGGUUGUUGUGAAGGGAGAGAAGAUUUUGUUGGACCCAAAGAAAAAGUUCCUCUGCUGCGAAACCCUCAACGGCCAAAGCCCAAAGACGGGGCCUGCUGUGACUGUUAGCAUUAAUGGCUGUGCAGGAGUUCGAUUUGCCCACACAGAUGUCCGGGUACCAGACUUCUCUGACUACAGGCGCCCAGAAGUGCUUGACCCCAACAAGUCUUCCCAGGAGAGCAGUGAAUCAAGGAGGACCUUCUCGUACCUCGUCACCGGUGCCACAACUGUGGUUGGCGUCUACGCUGCCAAGACGGUGGUCACUCAGUUUGUUUCUUCCAUGAGUGCCUCGGCUGACGUCCUGGCCCUGUCCAAGAUCGAAGUCAAGCUUAGCGAUAUCCCUGAAGGCAAGAACAUGACCUUCAAAUGGAGAGGAAAACCGCUGUUUGUCCGUCAUCGCACAGAGAAGGAGAUUGCCACAGAAGCGGGUGUGAACCUGGCAGAGCUGCGAGAUCCUCAACACGACAAGGACCGAGUCCUCAACCCCAGCUGGGUUAUUGUCCUUGGGGUGUGCACACAUCUGGGCUGUGUGCCAAUUGCAAAUGCUGGCGACUAUGGAGGCUACUACUGCCCCUGUCAUGGCUCUCACUAUGACGCCUCAGGUCGCAUCAGGAAAGGCCCCGCCCCCCUCAACCUGGAGGUUCCCUUUUACGAGUUUGUAGAUGACAACACUGUGAUUGUUGGAUAAAUCCCACUCGGACUGAGCUCUCAUUGUACAACAGCUUUCAUUGUUGCUACAUCUGACAGAUGUUGGUAGUCCUGAUUACUUAACGUAAUGUUGUUUUGUCAUUCAGAAUAUGACCUCUGCACUAAAUAGGUAUAGCAUCCUCUUUUCCAAUAUUCAAUAAAAACACCUAAUUUUAAAUUCUAGUUCAACUAAAUUGCAAAGAACAAAUGUCCUAUUCAGCUGUUGGCAAUAAAGAUUUAUAUUAUAUUUGAAAACCUA
Molecule: messenger RNA, 1144 nt
Organism: Pungitius pungitius (ninespine stickleback)
Lineage: Eukaryota; Metazoa; Chordata; Actinopteri; Perciformes; Gasterosteidae
Gene: uqcrfs1
Product: cytochrome b-c1 complex subunit Rieske, mitochondrial
Exons: 2
Coding region: 65-886 (273 amino acids)
Biological process (GO): mitochondrial electron transport, ubiquinol to cytochrome c
Cellular component (GO): membrane
Molecular function (GO): quinol-cytochrome-c reductase activity; 2 iron, 2 sulfur cluster binding
Source: RefSeq, a predicted model, not a curated record